Molecule: messenger RNA, 2599 nt
Organism: Tarenaya hassleriana
Lineage: Eukaryota; Viridiplantae; Streptophyta; Magnoliopsida; Brassicales; Cleomaceae
Product: zinc finger CCCH domain-containing protein 17-like
Exons: 3
Coding region: 257-2332 (691 amino acids)
Molecular function (GO): metal ion binding
Source: RefSeq, a predicted model, not a curated record
GUACACAUCCCAAAUCCUAGAAGAGAACCUCUCAUCUAUUUUCUCCUACGCGAACGAAAGAGGGAAAUAAGGAACAAAAAGGGCUCACACACUAGAAGCUCCCUCCCUCGUGUUCCCUCUCUGUGGCGGCUCCUCCUCCUCACACUCGAGGCUCUCGUGCCGGUUUUCCGAUUCUGGGUUUCUCGCGAGUUUCGAUCUUUUGUCUAGUGUUUCGAUCUGAAAUCGUAGGAUCUACUAGGGUUUGCAGAGUGGAACGAUGGAUAGAACCAUGUUCGCGCCUGCGACGCAGCAACAGCAGCCUCAAAAGCAACCGGCGGGGGCAGCAACUGCUGAGGAAGAAGCCCUUAAGAGGAACACCGAUUGCGUCUACUUUCUCGCGUCUCCUUUAACCUGCAAGAAGGGAAGCGAGUGUGAGUACCGUCACAGUGAAUAUGCGCGUGUCAACCCACGUGAUUGCUAUUACUGGUUAAAUGGCAAUUGUUUGAAUUUCAAAUGUGGCUUUCGACAUCCCCCUUUGGAUGGCUUGUUGGGGAACCAAGGAGGUGCUCCUACUGGUCCUUCACAUGCACAAGCUCCUCUAAGUGCUGGAAAACAAGCAGUUCCUUGUGUUUUCUUUCAAAAGGGUAUGUGCAUAAAAGGAGAUAGAUGUGCUUUUGUGCAUGUGCCCGUCCCAGCUGCUAAUAAAAUGCAGCAGCAGCCCGUGGAAACUGCACCUGCUACUGAACCUCAGUCUUCCAAAAAGCCAUUUCAGAAGGUCACCGAGGUGAAGAAAUUUCCUUCUGCUAAUCUCUCAAAGGCAGUUAAAGCCCACGUUGACAAGGGGGCUACACCGAAAGUCACAGAUGCUGGCUUAGGAGAUAGUAGAAGGGUGGAGAGAUAUGUACCACAUCAUGUGGGCUAUGACUAUGAGACUGUUGGGCAGAAAAAAGCAGUGGGUGUUCCUUUGUUUACUGGCGGAGGCCACUCUACUCCAUUGCUUAAGACACAUGGGUCUGAUGAUAAUAUCAGCUUUCAAAAUGGUAAUGACCCAAAUGAUGUUUUAAGGGAGUCUUCUCCUGGGUUUGACGCUGGAGAGGACUUUGACGUUCUUGUGGAUAAUGAGCUCAGAGACUCCGAGUAUUAUCAUGGUGAUGAUAGAUAUGGUAGAAGAGCUCAGGAUGGUAGGAACUCGGUGAAUGAAUACCAUCCAGAUUUCAAUGCUGUACCUGAUGUUGAUGCAGAAGCAUAUCGUGGGUUUGACCGCUACAAUCACACGCAAGACAGACAGUAUGCUUGGGACCACCACCGGGCUUCCGCUGAGAGAGGAGAUAAUUUGGAAGGAAGGGUUUAUUUGACUGAUGAGAUGCCAGACCACGUCCCAGAAUCUGAUUUAAGACACCGAUUGUCAAAGCAUAGGAGAGGUAAUGGCCCAAGAUCAGAUGUCGGUUGUGAAGAUGCCCCUGACUAUUCAGAACGAGGUUUUGCAGAUUCCCAUAACGACCCGCUGCAAGAGAGUUUCAUUAGCAGCCGUCUUCAAGGUAGAAUUAAGCUUCCUGGGAGAGUCAACAGCGGUGAUGCUCACUUUGAGAGGGGAAUACGGUGGGGAAGGAACAGAAGCCAAUUGUCACCGGGAAGGCAAGGUAGGUUCCAGGAUAGAAUUAGAGGUAGUGUAGAAGAGAACCAUUGCAAUGAUGAGGAAAGAGGCACUCCUUGCCCUCCAUGGAUGAGAAGAAGAGAAAUGGAAGAUGAAAGGAACUCUGAUUUCCCAGCUCCUAAAAGGCUUGCAGAACUGAGGAGCAGGAAAGAGGAAAGUAAGGCGGAACGAUCACAUAGGAAAAGGAAAAGCUCGGAGGAUCAUCGUCGUCAGGAAUCUCAUGAUUCAUUUGUGGCUCCAUUACCUCUGAGUGAAAUUCUCAAGAGAAAAAGAGCAGCUGUGACUGAGAAAAACGGUGUGAUCCAAGAAACAAAACAGGAAGACCGAGAUGCUACCACCAUUGCCAAGGAAGAAGGUGGGCAUGAGCCCAAGCCUGCAGUGGAAGACAAACCGGAGCUUGGUCAUGACCAGUCCUCUGAACCACAACAAACUCAUGAACCCGAGAAGACAGAUGAGGGAACUAUGGCUGAGGAUCAAGCCUAUGAAGGCAUGGCAGAGGACCAAGCCUAUGAGGGUGAUGACCCGAAUGGUGAGUAUUAUUACGAGCAAGGAUAUGAAGAAGAUGGGGAAUACAAUUAUGAAGAAGGUGAGAAUGCAGAAGUGGAGUAUGCAGAAGGAGGAGCGGAUGUGGAAGGAGGGGAAGAAGGAGAAGAAGAUGGUGGCAAUGAGUUUGCAAAGAAGAUAGACGUCAUGUUCUGAUAUAUAACCAAUAAAAAAAAAAGAAGCUUUGGUGUGGUGAAGCUUCUUCCUUGAAGGAGAGAUUGGUCAUUGUGUGCAACGUUGACGGGAACUUCAACGAGUUUUGGAUAUUGGAGACAUUGUUUUCAGUGUGUCUUGUCUUGCAGUUAUGAGAGACGAUGUUCCUGUCGGAAAGAGAGCAAAUAACGCAGCUGUUUUUGUUUUGCUUUUUAUAUUUGUAACAGUAGAAGAAAGUAAUGAAAUGGUGAAAACCUUGAUUUACUCAUA